Messenger RNA from Ostrea edulis (European flat oyster), 1950 nucleotides. Its product is annotated as tripartite motif-containing protein 3-like. Gene Ontology annotation, molecular function: protein binding; ubiquitin-protein transferase activity; zinc ion binding. Gene Ontology annotation, cellular component: nucleoplasm; chromatin. The record is from RefSeq and is a predicted model, not a curated record. The transcript has 2 exons. Bases 97 to 1767 code for a protein of 556 amino acids. Gene Ontology annotation, biological process: positive regulation of DNA-templated transcription. NCBI's taxonomy places the organism in Eukaryota, Metazoa, Mollusca, Bivalvia, Ostreida, Ostreidae.
ACAGGUAUUUAAUCACGGGACUAGACGGAAGGUCGAAAGAACAGGGAGGCCAUGCUGGAUUUUCAGUAAACUGCUUGUGUGAUCCCGGCGUCAGAAAUGCAUCCGCGGCACAGUGCUCAGAAAGUCUUACUGUGUGACCUCUGUGAAACUGUCCCCCUACAGAGUCGUUGUGAAGUUUGUAAUAUAAAUCUAUGCAAAGCCUGUGUUGGGGAGCACCUAUCGGAUUCCUCUAAAAGACAUCAUGUCAUGCCCUAUUUGCAAAGAAAGACUACUCCUAACUACCCGAGAUGUCCAAAACACACAAGUGAACACUGUAAACAUCACUGUAAGAAAUGUGAUAUUCCUGUCUGUAUUACCUGCGUCUCCUCCGGUAAACACAAAGGUCACAAGUUAUCAGAAUUUCGGGAUAAACUCAACGCUAAAACACAACGUUUACAAAAAGAUUUAGAGGAACUCGAAACCAGAAUUUACCCGCGAUAUGAAGAAAUGGCGUCCGAUGUUCAAACUGAAAAAGCCGAGUUAGAAACGAAUUACGGGGAAUUGACUACAGCUGCCGAACAAGAAGGUGAAAUCUUACACCGGGAGAUCAACGCCAUUGUCAACCAGCGGAAAUCUGUCAUUCAGGAGAUGAAAAACACACACCUAUCUACCCUGAAUAAAAAUACAGAUGAAAUCAAACAGAAAAUUACUGAACUCAAACAGAUCAUUUUGGACUUGAAAUCAAUUCUGAAAUCAAAUGACGUCUCCUUAACUUCUACUUACAAAUCUAGGAAUUCCGAAUUUAUAAUGUUACCGAUUAAAUUCCGAGUUACAUUACCGAGUUUCUCUGCUCAAAAAAUAAACACUGACCAGCUCCAGGAAAUGUUUGGUUCUCUGUCGCCAUUAUACAUUAACGCACAACAUGGCGACACAAUGAAAUCACCAGAAGCUGUAUCGCCUCCUCCAGUCAAACCACUGCUUGCUGUACCGCGCCUCACCGCCACCAUAGACACUGGGCAUACCUUGCUAUUCAGUGUUACCUGUCUGAGUGAAGAUCAAGUCUGGACCUGCGGGAAUAACCAAACCAUGAAGCUCCUCAACCUCCAGAGUAAACUACUGACAUCAAUACAAACCAAAUCAGUGAACGCACCACAGGACAUAACCGUGACACGGAGCGGAGAUCUUGUUUAUACUGACUAUAACAAUAACACUAUAAACCUAGUAAAGAAUAGGAAGAUACGGGCCGUGAUCACACUACAGGGAUGGGUACCUCUAUAUGUCUGCACUACCGCCUCUGAUGAUCUCCUGGUUACCAUGAACAGUGAUGAUUACAAACAAUCCAAAGUCGUGCGUUACUCUGGCUCCACAGCGAUGCAAACCAUUCAGUUUGAUGAUAAGGGUUGUCCUCUCUAUUCACCUGCUCGUUAUCUAUCUAAAUACAUCAGUGAGAAUAGGAACCUGGAUAUUUGUGUAGCUGACAAUGAAACUAGUGCAGUAGUGGUGGUCAAUCAGUCAGGAAAACUCCGAUUUAGAUACACUGGUCAUCCCUCUAAUACCAAGCAAUCAUUUUAUCCACGCGGCAUCACUACAGACAGCCAGAGUCACAUCCUGACAGCAGACUUUGACAAUCACCGUAUCCACAUUCUAGAUCGUGACGGACAGUUCCUCCGUUACAUUCUCUGUAAUUUAGAACGUCCAUGGGGUUUAUGUGUGGACAUCAUAGACAACCUCUUUGUGGCUGAGUGGGACAAUACUAAAGUGAAGAAAAUCCAAUAUCUAUCAACAUAGUCUUAAUUAAACAGCUCAGCACAGUGUUAAUUGCAUUUAUCAAAACGGUGUUAAUUACACAUCUCUGCAGUGUUAUUUACAUCAGUGUGUUAAUUACAACUGCUUGUCAAUUACAGUUCCUUGUCAAUUACACAUCCUUGUUAAUUACAGCCCUGUGUACAAUACAGUCAUGUGUAGAUUACA